GGAUGUCAAGAGCAGGCCUCAGAGAAGCGGAAGUACCUGGAGGCGGUAAUGAGGUUUUGCACGCACGCUGAGAAUGACUGGUACCGAAUCUACCUGGUCCGGAGACUCGCCAACCAGUACGGGAUGGAGUGUGCCCAGCGGCUUGCCAAUGAGGCUGAGUCUGGUUGGAUAUUUCCCGAGGAAAUUAUUCAACAGCAGAGGGAACAGCCCAGCCAGAUUGAUCGGUACCUGGUGUGCGGCGAGAGCUACCGGGUCCUGCGCGAUGCUGUGGGGAAGGCGAUGCUGGCGUGCAAGACGGAGGGCAUUGCCGCAGCCCAGGAGGCAUGUAACAGCCCCAAACCUGCACAAGCCAUUCACCUGCUCCUGGCCAUUUUCCGAGAGGUCACAGUUCUAUACGGAUGCAGGAACCCAAGUCUCCACCCCAAGCAGGAGCAAUGCGACGCUCUGACCAAGUUCAUCCAGAGCUGUGAAGCCCUGGCCUCAGCAGAUCAGAAGGAGUUUGCAGCUGCCCUGGUGCUGAACAGGAUCCCGUCGCUGGCCCUGAACCCCCCGCGCUUCACCUGCGACGGGACGCUGAUUGAGAUGGCUGUUCACAUGGCUGCCGUCCUGCUGUGUGGGCAGAACCCGAUCCUGGAGCCCCUGAGGAACCUGGCCUUCAAUCCCAGCUCGAUGCAGCGUGCUUUCCUGCCUACGAUGCCUGAAGACCUGACAGAUCAAGCCAUCAAGUGGGAGGGAAUGACGCAGCUGCACUGGUACACAUGCGCGAACGGCCACCCGUGCACUAUUGGAGAGUGCGGUCGACCCAUGCAGGUCAGUCGUUGCAUCGAGUGCAAUGCUGAGAUCGGAGGUUUAAAUCACAAGUCCCUGGAAGGCUUUCAGCCACUUCAGCAAAGGACUGACCGGACUCAAACUGGCCACGUGCUCGGAGACCCCAGAAACAGAGAUGCGCUCGGGGUGUCUGAAAGGGCGCUGUCCCCUGUUGUCUGUCUUGUCAUCCGCUUGCUCAUGCACUCGGCGAUGCUGCUGGGAGCCACAAAAGACCCCCAGUCCCUGAACAGGAUUGUUAAGCCGCCAGUUCCAGACCCAGUGAGUUUCUUCCUGGCGCACAUGCAGAAGGACUUGACCCAGCUGAUCAAAACGCUGGGGAAGAGUGCCGAUGAGACUGUCAACGUGGUGCACGUCAUCCUGGGCAGCCUCUUCAAGGACCCCCACCAGCACCCAAACCAGUGGCCAGUUGGCUUUGACGGGACGCUCUCCACCAAGCAAGCGAGAAACACCUGGGAAGGAAUCAUUGCAAACACUGUUGUUAUUCCUGAGUUAAAGUGUUUGGACCGCACCCUUCAGGAUUUAAACAGGCAAAUCAGCACGGACGAGAGGAUCUGCUCCAGCCCGGUGGUGAAAAUCGUCUACGGCGACCCCACGACUUUCCUGAGUCGGCUGCCCACGGACAGCGCCGUGCACUGCUCGAAGAUGUGGAGCUGCAGGAAGAGGAUCUCGCUGGAGAACCUGGGGCACAUGGUGCAGCAGUGGGACGGCAAGGACGCCGUGCCCCUCCUGUGGAAGUUCCUGCAGAAGGAAGGGGAGCUGCGACUGGUGAAGUUCCUGCCAGAUAUCCUGGCUCUGCAGAGAGGCCUGGUGAAGAGGUUCCAGAACGUCACGGAUGUGAAAUGCUGCACGAUGCAAGACUUCCUGAGAGAGUCCCACUCGGAUGUGAUGAGGAAUCUGCUCCAGAGCCAAGUGACCACGUUCCUGUCGGUGUGGAAUAAGCUCAGGAGAUCCUUGGAGACCAACGGGGAAAUCAAGCUUCCCAAGGACUACUGUGAUGACGACCUGACCCUGGGGAGCCCGUUUGAAAUCCUGCUGCCGCGCAGGCGGGGGCUGGGCCUGUGUGCCACGGCCUUGGUCAGCUACCUCAUCGGCCUGCACAACGACUUUGUCCACAGCGUGGAGAAGCACACGCAGGAGGAGAACAAGUACAUCAUCAGCCCCUCGGAAGUGGCCGACCUGCACGUGAUCAGCUACGAGGUGGAGAGGGACCUGAUCCCUCUAAUCCUGUCCAAUGCCCAGUACAGCGUGGAGAAGGGCGGGGAGACGCUGCAAGAGUUCGACCUGGAGAAGAUCCAGAAGCAGGUGGUCAGCAGGUUCCUGCAGGGCAAGCCCAUCAUCACCCGCACGGGGAUCCCCACCCUGGUGUACAGGCACGACCGGAACUACGAGCACCUGUUUAAUGACAUCAGGAACAAGCUGGGACAGGGCUCCCUGCCCAACGCCACCAUCAGCAUGAUCACCGGGGAACUGCAGUCCUUCAAUGACAUCUGCGAAGCCCUCUCUGUCAUCGAUGUGGUGCUGGGCUUCCUGGCCACAGCCGGCGGGGACGCGGACAUGCUCCUCAUCACCUACGUCCAGGAUGUGCUGCAGAUGGGUGACACGAGCCCCCCUGUGCUUCAGGCGCUGAGCCGGUGCAGCCUGAAACACAGCAUCGCCCUUUGGCAGCUCCUCUCCACCCACAAGUCAGAGCAGCUGCUGCGGCUCAAGCAGGACCCCUUUGCCGACAUCAGUGAUGAAUACAAAGAGGAGCUUGGAGCAGAGGAUGCCAAGCGUCUCAGCGCCUGCCUGGUGCAAGCCGGGCUCGAGGCUUUCCUGCAGGAGCUGCACGAGAUGAUCGUCCUGAAGCUGAAACACGCCCAGGCUGGGAAUGAGUUUAACUCCAAGUGGGGGCUGAAGGAUGCAUUCAUUUCCUACCUGGAAACAAAAGACAGCAUCAUACCUACAGAGCUGGAGGAGCUGUUUCCAGAAGACAUUCUCCUCUCCCAGUGCAUUGCUGCCUGGAGAGCAGCUGCUGCCCUCAAACGGGAUCGGAGAGUAGGUUAAUACAGCAGAGAAAUGGAAGAUCACAGAAGGGCAGCACCGGGUCUCGCCAUAACCUGCUGAGCUAUACUGAUCCCUCCUUGGAAGGUGAAUUCUGGUACCUCCGAUGCUUUUCAAGUCAGUGAGCUGCUGGCAGUUCAGCUGCCUCCACUGUACUUGAUUCAGGACCAAAAUGUGAUGCACAAGCAUCGAGGGUUUGAUGCAUCAGAAGCACAAAGAUUUUGGGGAACCAACCUGUGUACAAUACUGUUUCUUAAGCCUAUAAUGCAGUUGUCUUAUACAUUCUGGUGCAUUUGAAGGGUUAAAAAAAAAAAAGCCAUUCCCCUUCACUGACCUGUCCAGGGAGGUAUCUGCGUGCAUCUCCUGGGCGAUUUGGCAAGCCAUAGUAUAAGCAUGUUCUUUCUGCACAUUUUCUGUAGAUAUAAUGAUGCUUCAUAUUCUCCCUUGCUGUCAGUGUUUUCAUACGCAGCAAGAAAAUGAGCCCGAUCCUAUCACCAAGUCUUCUAAGCUUCGCCAUUGUAGUGAUACCAAAACUGUAAUCUUCAACCCAAAGAGGCACGUCUGCCCCUCUGACAGGAUAGCUUCGGGCCCCCUCGAACACCCUGCAAGGGGUUGCAAGGAGAGCGAGUGAAGCCAAGAGUUUCGGUGAGAGCGCACGUAGACAAGGUGGAACAAUGCAUUUCAGCACUCAACCAGGGAAGCUGCUCUUGUGGCUGCUUUAACACAACGUGAUGUGGCUCUGGUUGUAGUGAUGUAACUACCUCAGCACCAAAACCACUUCCUGCUCCUUUUUUGGAGGCCAUGCAAAUAUGGUGCUGAGUGGCUGCUUUUCGGCAUGUGUGCGCACUGCAGAAACACAUGCACUUGCACAUCAGGGCUCAGCCUUUUUGUCUGUGUCGAGGUAUGUUUACUGUCAUGUCCAUCCUGGGAUCCCCAGCUGAGGACCUGGUCUUCCCCUCAAUCCCUUUUUAACAUUUUCCUGUCUUGUUGGGCUUGGGCAAAUGUCAUCCCACACUUUUGGGGUUUUUUUUUGUUUUUUCCUCUCGCAUGAAGGAUCUGCAGCAGUCGGGGGCCACGGUGAGUUCUUGCUGGUACAGGAGCACAGUUUGUGAUUGUCAGUGGAACCGUGUUUUCCUUUAGAAAACCUCUCAGGCCAAACGUUUUGUAAUUUCAGAGCCAGAAGCUAGGCUUGAGUAAGUUCCAGAUUUUUGGAUCAAAUUGAGUGGGAAGUCGGAUCUUUUGAGAUGUGCUAUAUUCACAAGCCUUUCAAAGUGAGAGUAUUCUAUAAACCACACGCUCACUUACUACAUUUGAGGAUGUUAUGAUCUCCCUUGAUUACUGCACGUCCCCAAGCCUGGAUUUACCGAGCUGGGUUACAUGCAUCUGAAAAGCGCUGUAUUGUGAAUUCUCACUAAGAGAGGUAGUUUGGGUUCCCUUUGCAGAGACGGUCCAAGCUUUGCCCUAACAGUUCACUGCCACUUAUUGAUUUGUUGCAAUAUUGUUAUUUUAACCAGUAUAGGGGGAUUGGAUCCCUAAAGACAAUUGCAAUGGUUUCCCCGUUGCGAGCUGUAUAGGUGCCAGUUAAAACUUGUUGUUUUCUCCGACUGCAGACUUAAUAUUUCAAGUUGCCUUUUUAAAAAGUGUUGAAGACGGGAGCCCGCUCCUAAAUGUCUCAGGUUCUCAGUUUGGACAGACCCCAAACUAAACUUCUAGUAGCAAAUAAUGCACCGGUGACUUUUCCAGUUGCUGUUUUGUUGCUUUUUCUAGGUGCCUUAAAGAGUUUACCGGUAUGGCAUCAUGCCAGAUGCAAUUCUGUUCAACUGAGCUGCUUUUACUUUUUCGAAGGAUUCUUUAUACCAUUUUAUGACAGUUGUUGCUAUUUUUUCUUGUCUGGAAAUCUUAAUAAAAUUGUUCAGAAGAGUUUAUCACUAAUAAACAAGCUUAUCCCCAUUUACUUGCCUUUGCUGCUGAGGAUUUUAUUGCUAGUUUUCUUCUCCUCCCAA
Molecule: messenger RNA, 4871 nt
Organism: Alligator sinensis (Chinese alligator)
Lineage: Eukaryota; Metazoa; Chordata; Crocodylia; Alligatoridae
Product: E3 ubiquitin-protein ligase RNF213
Exons: 21
Coding region: 49-2871 (940 amino acids)
Biological process (GO): ubiquitin-dependent protein catabolic process; sprouting angiogenesis; negative regulation of non-canonical Wnt signaling pathway
Cellular component (GO): membrane; cytosol; nucleolus
Molecular function (GO): ubiquitin-protein transferase activity; ATP hydrolysis activity
Source: RefSeq, a predicted model, not a curated record